Molecule: messenger RNA, 423 nt
Organism: Cornus florida
Lineage: Eukaryota; Viridiplantae; Streptophyta; Magnoliopsida; Cornales; Cornaceae
Product: F-box protein CPR1-like
Exons: 1
Coding region: 1-423 (140 amino acids)
Source: RefSeq, a predicted model, not a curated record
AUGGAAGAGAAUCGCUAUUUGAUUUUGUCGUUUGAUAUGGCUUCUGAGGUUUUCGGCGAGAUGGUGCUUCCCGGUUGUGUUGCUAAUGGCAUUGGGUUGCAGAUGUCAAUUUCAGUUUUUGGGGAAUCUCUAUCCCUAUUCGAGUAUGAUAGUUUUGGGGGAUGUUCUAUAUGGGUGAUGAAAGAGUAUGGUAUUGCGGAGUCUUGGACGAAAUUAUUCAGUUUUAAGAGUUACAUAAGGAAGGUUUUAGGAUUCAGGAAAAAUGGUGAAAUUGUUGCGGCAAAGAGUUACAUAAAUCUGGUUUCAUUCGAUCCUAAGAGCAAACAAGAAGUCAAUCUUGGAAUGUGUAGGUCUAAAUACAAAUACUCAUCCCUUAUACGGAGAGCCUUGUUUUACUUGAUGGAAAAGAUCAAGGCUUAUUGA